GUAUACAGUAAUCUCCGUGAUUUCCGCCGAGCGAAGGACUACCAUGUACGUGAACUGGAAAUUCGUCUAAAACAGCUCGGACCUGAGCAUGUAGAUGUCGCAGAUUUUUACAAUAACCUGGGUACUGUAUACAGUCAUCUAAGUAAUUUCCAGCAAGCAAAGGACAACCAUGCACGUGCACUAGACAUUUAUCUGAAACAGCUCGGACCUGUGCAUGUAGAUGUCGCAGCCUCGUACAAUAACCUGGGUACUGUAUAUAGCGAUCUAGGUGAUUUCCAGAAAGCAAAGGACUACCAUGCACGUGCACUGGACAUUCGUCUGAGACAUAUCGGACCCUGGCAUAUAGAUGUCGCAACUUCUUACAAUAACCUGGGUAAUGUAUACAGUGGUUUAGGUGAUUUCCGCCAAGCAAAGGACUGCCUUGCACGUACACUAGACAUUCGUCUGAAACAGCUCCGACCUAAGCAUGUUGCUGUCGCAACUUCAUACAAUAAUGUGGGUACUGUAUACAGAAAUCUAGGUGAUUUCCAGCGAGCAAAGGACUACCAUGUACGUGGAUUGGACAUUAAUCUGAAAGAGCUCGGACCUAAGCAUGCAGAUUUUGCAACUUCUUGCAAAAGCCUGGGUACUAUACAGUGAUCUAGGUGAUUUCCACCAAGCAAAGUACUACCAUGCACGUGCACUGGACAUCCGUCUGAAACAUUUCGGACCUUAGCAUAUAGAUGUAGCAAAUUCUUACAAUAGCCUGGGUGUAUGUAUACGGUGAUCUAGGUGAUUUCCACCAAGCAAAGGUCUACCUUGCGCGUGCACUGGACAUUCGUCUGAAACAGCUCGGAUCUGAGUAUGUAGUUGUCGCAGAUUCCUACAAUAACCUGGGUACUGUAUACAGAGAUCUAGGUUAUUUCCAGCAAGCAAAGGACAACUAUGUACGUGCACUGGACAUUCGUCUGAAACAGCUGGGACUUGAGCAUGUAGAUGUGGCAGCCUCUUACAAUAACCUGGGUACUGUAUACAGUGAUCUAGGUGAUUUCCAGAGAGCAAAAGAUAACCAUGCACGUGCACUAGAAAUUUAUCUGAAACAGCUCGGACCUAAGCAUGUAGAUGUGGCAGCCUCUUACAAUAACCUGGGUACUGUAUUCAGUGAUCUUGGUGAUUUUCAGAAAGCAAAGGAUUACCUCGCACGUGCACUGGACAUUCGUGUGAAACAGCUCAGACCUAAGCAUAUAGAUGUCGCAGCUUCUUACAAUAACCUAGGUACUGUAUACAGAAAUCUAAGUGAUCUUCAGAGAGCAAAGCACAACCACGUACGUGCACUGGACAUUCGUGUGAAACAGCCCGGACCUGAGCAUGUAGAUGUGGCAGCUUCUUACAAUAACCUGGGUACUGUGUACAGUGAUCUAGGCUGUUUCCAGAAAGCAAAGUACAACUAUGCACGUGCACUGGAAAUUCGUCUGAAACAGCUUGGAUCCGAGCAUGGAAAUGUCGCAUCUUCCUACAAUAACCUGGGUACUGUGUACAGUGAUCUAGUUGAUUUCCAGCAAGCAAAGUACUACCAUACACGUGCACUAGACAUUCGUCUGAAACAGCUCGGACCUGAGCAUGUAGAUGUCGCAGAUUCUUUCAAUAACCUGGGUACUCUAUACAGAAAUGUAAGUGAUUUCCAGCAA
This is a messenger RNA of Pocillopora meandrina, 1667 nucleotides long. Lineage: Eukaryota; Metazoa; Cnidaria; Anthozoa; Scleractinia; Pocilloporidae. The record is from the annotation of a GenBank genome assembly.